Messenger RNA from Trichosurus vulpecula (common brushtail), 2545 nucleotides. It is a transcript of the gene DNASE2B, whose product is annotated as deoxyribonuclease 2 beta. Gene Ontology annotation, molecular function: deoxyribonuclease II activity. Gene Ontology annotation, biological process: apoptotic DNA fragmentation. The record is from RefSeq and is a predicted model, not a curated record. Lineage: Eukaryota; Metazoa; Chordata; Mammalia; Diprotodontia; Phalangeridae.
CACUUUGACUGCACUUGUGGUGGGACCACAUAAUUCUCCCAGAUCCAGCCCAUUCUGAAAGGGCAGGGGUCCUGGACUGUGUGACGAAACUGAAUCAAAAAGUGGAGUCGACGGGUCUGUGAAGAAAUACAUUUUAGACACCCAGUCGUCUUUUUAAAAGUUGUCCUUUCUGGCAUUUCCUAGAGGAGGCAGACAGAAAAUGACAGCGAGAUUAUUAAGCGUGGGCUUCACUGUGCUCUUUCUGAGCUCCUGUGUGCCCCUGGGGGCAGCUCGAAUUUCUUGCAGAAAUGAAGAUGGUGACGCUGUAGAUUGGUUUGUUUUUUAUAAGUUACCCCAGAAUAGAAAACAGAAAAGCGAAAGGAGCAGGUUAGAGUAUGUGUACCUGGAUGCUACCACCAGAAGCUGGAGGAGGAGCAAGAGUCUAGUCAAUAUGACCCAGAGCGUCUUAGGAAGAACAUUAGAGCAGCUCUAUGAGGCACGGGAAGCCAAGAAUGGUAGCACUGCCUACCUGAUAUAUAACGACGACGUCCCUCACUCUGUGGAUUACAGCUGGAAGCAGGGCCAUGCAAAAGGUUUCUUGCUUUGGGAUAAAUCACAAGGAUUCUGGCUGAUUCACACAAUUCCCCGCUUUCCUCCUUUUCCUGAAGAAGACUAUAGCUAUCCAUCUACUGGGGAAAAAAAUGGACAAAUUGGUAUCUGCAUAACUUACAACUACAGCCAAUUUGUAGAAAUAGAUUCCCAGCUAUUAAGCUGCAUUCCAAAUGUCUAUAGCUGCUCCAUCCCUGCCAUCUUUCACCCUGAGCUCACCUAUUUGCCCAAAAUGUGUACCGGCUCCCCCCUCCCCAGGAUUCCUCGCCGGCGCCUCUCCAGACUUCAGUCUAACCAAGGCCAAAACUUCCUCCACUUUGCAAAAUCACCUUAUUUUGUUGAUGAUAUCUAUGUGGCUUGGAUGGCUCAGCAGUUGCAGACCAAUUUGCUGGUAGAAACUUGGCAACCUAAGCUUCCAUCAAACUGUUCUCUUUCAUACCAUGUCUAUAACAUCAAGGGAAUUAGAAUCCCAGGACAAUCUACUUUCAGCUCCCACUAUGAUCAUGCCAAAUGGUGUGUUUCCCAAAGAUACUACCAGAAACACUGGACAUGCAUUGGAGACCUGAACCGAAGCCCAUUCAGAGACGGAGGAUUCAUUUGUACUCAAAAUAAGUACAUCUACCUCGCAUUUAGAGGUUUGAUUCUGCGCUACCAGAAUUGCAAUCAGUCUUAAUCAGAGGUAACUGUUAGAGCAUGGACGACCUAUGGGGAUCCCUACUGUUCUUAUGAUUUAUCCACUCCUUACACUCUAAGAGUCUAGGAGGAUACUUCUUUACUAUAAAACCAUCAACUAAAAUAGUAUUUUCUCCAUACUUCCAACAUAUCACUUUCCAAGAAAACAGAGCUCAUUUUGCUCUGUUUUAUAUUAUUACAUGUAAUUUAAAAUGUAGAAAAAAAUUAGUUCACCAUGAGAGGAAGUCAACUCUCAAAAAUUCAACUGAUUAUCCAGUGUUCUAAUUGACCAGGUCCUUUGAUCGCUUUUCAGGUUAACUCACUGCUUACUAACAUCUCCACCAGAGAAUGGACAAGUAAAUAGGCAAGUGAUGACCCAAAGACCAUGGUCUAGAAAAACCUAUCUGCUCCAUUGCUAACCCAACUGUCAAAAGGAAAAUACCCUUCCUGAUCUGAGUCCCCAGAUUUCAGUCCUCAGCACCAUCCCGAAUUUAUCCAAACGUCUCCAUGUCAUUGAUACCCACCUGCACCACCACAUCUAAUAGGACCCAAAGCAAAUUCUAUCAGAUCUUUCUUCCAGUUCAUCUCUCAAUGAACAGCCACCUGGUUCAUCUGCACAAUGCAGAACUCAGCCUUGUGGUCCAGGCUAACAAGAUGCUCUUAGGUUCGGCCCUUCUCUUCUUUACUCUUUGGCUGCUUAUCACCAAUUAGAGGAAAGUUUGGUGGAAAGAGUAACAGAGUUGAGAGGUAGCUAGGUGGUACAGUGAGGAGAGCACAGGACCUGGAGAAGGGAAAACCUGAGUUCUACUCCAUCCUCAGACACGAUGGCUGUGUGAUCCUGCGCAAGUCAAUCUCUGCUUCUGUUUCCUCGUCUGUAAAAUGGGAAUACUAACACCUACCUGCCUUCCAGGGUUGUUGUGAGAUGAAAUAUGAUACUACUGUAAAUGACUUUUCAAAACGUAAAAGCCUAUAUAAAUACUAGCUAUUGUAAAUAAAAGUUAUGCCCCACUUAAUCUGUGUGGCCUCAGGCAAACUACUUGUCUUUUCAUUUGUAAAAUGAUAGGGUUGUGCUAGAUGACAGUUCUAAAUUUCUAAUUAUAUGGACUUGCUGUAUAGUCCUAAAAUUUUGCUCCUUCCUCCCCACCACCUGCCCCACCCCAACUUCUCCUAUUGGCUAAAGUAGGCUGACAGGCAUAUCCAAGGACCAAUGAAAACUGGGUUCUUUUUCUUUGUUUUUGGUGAGGCUACUUACUGAGGGGGUUUCUUCUAUUAUUACAAAUAAAAA